Messenger RNA from Orycteropus afer afer, 975 nucleotides. Lineage: Eukaryota; Metazoa; Chordata; Mammalia; Tubulidentata; Orycteropodidae. The record is from RefSeq and is a predicted model, not a curated record.
AUGGCCCCGAGGCCGCCAAAGGCCGCGCUCCAGGAAUCGGUGACAUUCAGAGAUGUGGCUGUGGACUUCACCCAGGAAGAAUGGCACCAUGUGGACCCUGCUCAGAGGAUCUUGUACAGGGAUGUCAUGCUGGAGAACUAUAGCCACCUGGUUUUUCUUGGAUAUCAAGUUUCCAAGCCAGAGGUGAUCUUCAAAUUGGAGCAUGGAGAAGAGCCAUGGAUCCCAGAGGGAGAAAUCCAAAGACCUUCCUGUCCAGAUCAGGGACUUAACCCUGGAAAGAAACACCAUGAAUGUACUGACUGUGGGAAAACCUUCCUCUGGAAGACACAGCUUACAGAACAUCAGAGAAUUCACACUGGGGAGAAACCCUUUGAAUGUAAUGUGUGUGGAAAGGCCUUCAGGCAUAGUUCAUCCCUUGGUCAGCAUGAGAACGCUCAUACUGGAGAGAAACCCUACCAGUGUAGUCUUUGUGGGAAAGCCUUCCAGCGCAGCUCCUCCCUUGUUCAACAUCAGAGAAUUCACACUGGAGAGAAACCCUAUCGAUAUAAACCCUAUCAAUGUAAUGUUUGCGGGAAAGCUUUCAAAAGGAGUACAAGUUUCAUAGAGCAUCAUAGAAUUCAUACUGGAGAAAAACCCUAUGAAUGUAAUGAAUGUGGAGAGGCCUUCAGUAGACGCUCAUCACUUACUCAGCAUGAGCGAACCCAUACUGGAGAGAAACCCUAUGAAUGUAUUGACUGUGGGAAAGCCUUUAGUCAAAGUUCAUCCCUUAUUCAGCAUGAGAGAACUCAUACUGGAGAGAAACCGUAUGAAUGUAAUGAAUGUGGGCGAGCCUUCCGAAAGAAAACCAAUCUGCAUGAUCAUGAGAGAAUUCAUACUGGAGAAAAGCCCUAUGUUUGUAAGGAAUGUGGGAAAAACUUCAGUCGAAGCUCAGCUCUUACUAAACACCAGAGGAUUCAUGCUAGAAAUAAACUCUAG